This is a messenger RNA of Chaetomium strumarium, 2760 nucleotides long. RefSeq names its product mitochondrial distribution and morphology proteins-domain-containing protein. The transcript is spliced from 2 exons. The coding region runs from base 116 to 2425 and encodes 769 amino acids. Gene Ontology annotation, biological process: mitochondrion inheritance. Gene Ontology annotation, cellular component: mitochondrial inner membrane. The record is from RefSeq and is a predicted model, not a curated record. Lineage: Eukaryota; Fungi; Ascomycota; Sordariomycetes; Sordariales; Chaetomiaceae.
CUCAACCCGAACCACACGCGACCACCUCAUUCGAGACGCAUAUCAACAGCCGUCGCCGGCCAUGGCUCGAUAUUUAUAUCACUGAGGCUUACGAGCUUCAGCAUGUCUUUCAACAAUGACUUCUAGCGCAACCACGACCCAGCUGGGUCGUCAAUUUUGGGGCUCGAUCCGUGAUUCCGUCACCAUCCUUACCGGGAGACUUUCUGGGCGCCCACCGCGGCCGAGUCAUGUGUCGGUGGCGCAAUUCCUUCAUAUAUCCCCGGAUCAAAGCCCGCGGCUCUUCCACUCCGCUCGUCGCUUUUUCCAGCCAUAUCCCUCCAGGCUCUCGCCGAAGAAUGUCCGCAAGAGCUGCACGUCAGGCGGCCUGCUCCUUCUCGGACUCAGCUCCAGUCCAUCCUCAACGGGUGCGGUUGUGACGACGUGCACGGCAGCGGCGGACUCAGCACUGGUGGGCAGCUCUGGGCAAAGGGCAAACCUGAGCCACAUGGCCCGUCAAAUGUGGCUGCAGAGCCGGCUAACUCGAAACGGCCGAGCGUGCGCUGGGAGGAAAGCCAGUAGUUCCAGCUCAAAAGGGGGUGGAGAGAGAGGCAAGGUGCCUGAUCCUAAGCAGGAACCCGAUGUCUCGCGGCAAGCUCCUGCAAGGCCGCCAGCUCCCGAAGCUUCCGAGGGGGAGUCACUGGCAAACUCCGUGUCCAAGUAUCUGCACCUUCCGAAGAUGCCGCAUCGCCCAACCAAGGAGGAACUGCUUGCUGCGGCCAGCGGGUUCGGUCAACGGUUGAAAGUGCGCUUCAAAUGGUUCUCCAUCAGGAGCAUGCGACCUUGGAACGCUGACGAAUGGGGGGCAUUCCUCUCCUGGUUCGUGUUUGGUCAUAUCGUAUGGAUUCUGGUGGGGACGACGACCUUUUUCUCCCUAAUAAUCUUGUUCAUCAACACCGUAUUUGCGCAAGAAACCCUUGCCAAAUGGAUCGGCGACUACCUGACACAGUCAGCUGGCCUUACCGUCGUCUUCGAAUCCGCAAUCGUUCCAAAGUGGAAGGACGGCGUCAUCACUCUACGCAAUGUCUUUGUGUCUCGAAGGCCAGGACAAGGCAGAUCUUCCGUGAAGAAGGGUUCUCCCAACGCCGCAGCUGAAGCCGCCGCCGCCAGGAAGGCAGGUCAGGAGCCAGCCGUUGCCGAGGAAGAAGAUGAUGGGAACUACACCCAAUUUGAUGUGACAAUCGAUACCGUCAACGUGACCCUGUCAUUCAUCAAGUGGUGGAAUGGCAAGGGCCUCCUCAAGGACGUCGAGGUCAAAGGCGUCCGUGGCGUAGUGGAUAGGACAUCGGUUCGCUGGAAUGGCGACGAUGUGGACCCUCUCUCGUACAGACACGAGCACAACCCGGGCGAUUUCGAGCUGGAUUACUUCAAACUGGAAGAUCUGUUGGUAACAGUCCACCAGCCAGGCGGCUUCCGCCCCUUCUCCGUCUCCAUCUUCUCCUGUGAACUUCCCCAGCUACGGAAGCAGUGGCUGUUUUACGACUUCCUUUCCGCUUCACAUAUGUCUGGUUCAUACGAUGGGUCUCUGUUUACGAUCCACCCGCGGCAGAUCCACGGUAUGUCGAAUGCCACCGCUCUGCGGCAGGACGUCUCUAGCGAGCCAUCACCUUGGAAAAAGUUUUCGCGACUACGGAUCGACGGACUCAAGAUCGACCACCUGAACCGCAAUGCUGAGGGCCCGUUUGGCUGGAUCUAUGAGGGGAACGUCGACAUAGUAGCCGAUGUCAUGUUCCCUGCCGAUCCUGAGGAAGGCAUCGGGAAGGUCGUCGCUGAGUUCUACGACAAAAUGGAGGAAGCUGUAACAAGCAACCGGUACCUCAAAAUCCUAGAGAGCUCCAACGGGCGCAACCGAAAACCCGAAAUUGACUACAUAGAUAACUCCACCUCCGGCGUCUUCUACAACCUCGACGACCCUAUCCCUUCGAACGAGGAAGCGCCCGUCACACUCACACCCUCGAGCAUAGCCGCCAGCGCCGCCUCUUCCUCCUAUUCACCAACACCACAAGAAACAGAACCCCCCUCAUACCUAGUAAUGGACAUGCGAAUCCACCUCAACGACGUGCGCGCCGCCGUCCCGCUCUUCAACAACCCGCACAUCAGCUACGUCAACCAGGCCCUAGUGCGGCCCAUCGUGGCCUACAUCAACGCCAAGCGCACUUACAUCCCCAUCAACUGCCGCAUCGUGAAGCGCGUGACCGACUUUGACGGGUCCUGGACGGUGUGGGACUGCGGACUCAUGGACGACACCAGUGCCGAGGUGUACGCUGCUUUUGCGCGCAACGUCGAGGACCAGCAGAGCAGGGUCCGGCGCUUCAAGAGGGUCGGUUUGUGGACCGUCAGUCUGGUGGUUCAUGCGCUUCUGGCUGGUGUGGCCGGGGAUUUGAUGUGAUGUUUUCUUCAGUGUGUCGCUUCCCUACUCUGGCGUGUUGGGUAUUAUGAUGCUGUUCAUGUUGUACGAAGAAGGGAUGAUAAACAAAACAAAGAAGGGAGAGCGAAAUGAGAUUUCGUUUUGGACGGUGUGAGUGGUUUAGUCGGUUGCAUGGGAGGAGCAAAACGGCGUUGGUCUGGUUUGGCAUGCACGCAGCUUCUCACGACGAAGUAAGCAAGCCCUUUCCCUCCCGUCAGGGCGUGGGGUGGGCAACAGAUCUGAUACCCCGUACUUGUACCAAUAUAUGAUGAGCUCUAUAUGAUAAUCAGCAAUACCGACUCAUAUCGGCUUAGGAG